CCAACACCAUCGAAGCUUGUCUCUGCUAGUGGUCAAAGCUCUCUUGUCUCGCUGCAGCACUACCGGCUACCAACACCUCGUCGCCGCCGCCUACCACAAGAAAAUCUUUACAAGCGUAUCGAGUCAGACUAAUCAUGGAGUACCGGAGAGUUGAGAGCCACGAUGGCGCUGUCGUGCGAGUCCAGGAAUAUCGUCGCCAUGCCUCGUCGCCGGCCGGGGCUGCGUCAGACCACACCUCAGGCGGCAGGAAUUUCGCUGCCAAAACCGAAGGACCAUCCAUGAAGGCAGCCAAUCGGUCCAAAGAGCAACGAAAGAGGCCCCGCCAGGUCGUGGUCGAGGCAGACUACAGCGGCCGUCGAAGUGAUUCCAGCCAUCACGUGAUUGGAGAUCCGCCAAGGCUUAGCCGAUCACACGCCAAACCCGUCAUUCACCAAAACUCGCCUGACGCAGCCAAGAACGUGACCCAAACCCAACUUAACGUGAAGAACACGGGGUUCAUUCAGCCUGACGUCCCUUCACCGCCGCCGACCCCUAGGCUAGGAAGGCUACCGACACCAGACUUAUCUGACCUCGACGAGACGCCAUUUUGCGACUGCUGUGAGGAAUCCAGUCGAUUCAAGUACUGCACGUCUUGCGGAUGCGGGAUUGAGCGUCCCAUGUUGUGAUUUAUGUCGAUGUUCGGCUUUCUUUGAAGUGGUCUUCUGAUUUAAACGGUAUAUCUGAAAUUGUCGAGGCGCUUUGACGGAUCUCUUCUGUAUGGGACUCUCUGUUGUCUUCUUUGGUAGGCGUUGCAGGCGUUUGCAACUUG
Mytilinidion resinicola is the source of this 808-nucleotide messenger RNA. RefSeq lists its product as uncharacterized. NCBI's taxonomy places the organism in Eukaryota, Fungi, Ascomycota, Dothideomycetes, Mytilinidiales, Mytilinidiaceae. The record is from RefSeq and is a predicted model, not a curated record. The transcript has a single exon. The coding region runs from base 135 to 665 and encodes 176 amino acids.